AUGGAAGUGGAGGCAAGUGACGAGACGCGAAAUGUACAUCCUGGUCCCCUUGACUCACAGGCCUUUUGCAGUUACACGGGCUCCGAUGUCAAAGCCACAGUUCUCUUCGAUAUCACUGGGGGUGGGAACGGCGCACCGCUGCCAGGCUCAUUAUGUCGAACCGCCACUCCAGACUGGAGUCUCCAGGUAUGGCUCGGCAAGUACGGCGACGUUGCCCCUACCAGCACCACGGGCUCACCGAUCAUCAUCGCCAAUAUUGGCAGCCGCACCUUCGACGUCUACAAGGGGACCAAGUCCAGCCUCACCGCGUACACCUUUGUAGCCAAUACGGCAGCGACUGAAUACAGCGGCGAUGCCAUCGACUUCGUCCGGUGGCUCGUCGCUAACGAGGGUUACACAAACAGCACUUGUGUCUUCUCCUUUUCCGCUGGCACGGAGAUCUUUGAGGGGACGGAUGCCACGUUCAACACAGCCCAGCUGUCUGCCGAGCAGUUCAUCCGCCCAGUUGCUGAGCCGGUUCCCCCUAUAGCGACGACGAGAACGACGACGUACGUCCCGACGCCGACACCGACUGCUACUUGUGUGCCAAAGUGGGGACAGUGUGGCGGUAUUGGGUACGUUGGACCGACAUGUUGUCAGGCUGGAAGCACCUGCACUUUCUAUAACGACUGGGACUCGCUGUGUAACUGA
Verticillium nonalfalfae is the source of this 690-nucleotide messenger RNA. RefSeq lists its product as uncharacterized. Bases 1 to 690 code for a protein of 229 amino acids. Gene Ontology annotation, cellular component: extracellular region. Lineage: Eukaryota; Fungi; Ascomycota; Sordariomycetes; Glomerellales; Plectosphaerellaceae. Gene Ontology annotation, biological process: polysaccharide catabolic process. The record is from RefSeq and is a predicted model, not a curated record. Gene Ontology annotation, molecular function: cellulose binding; cellulase activity. The transcript has a single exon.